ACUCGUAUUGACUGUGAGCUGCAGCGUCUCUCAGUCGGACCCUGAAGCUGGACUGAGAGAAGCAGCAGGAGACGAGGAUGAGACCUGUCGGUACCAUGAGGGUUUUUUGGGGUCUGGUUUCUGUGCUCGCCCUCCCAGUCCUCAGGGCUCAGGUUCCUCACUGGGGUCCGUGUUCAGAACCAGAAGUCCAAACCGGGUUCAGCCUUCAACAGUUCAUGGGGAGAUGGUUUGAAAUCGCCAAACUGCCGGCCCAGUUUGAGAAGGGCCGCUGCAUCGAAACCAACUUCACCUUCAGGACCGACACCUCCAUUCGAGUGGUCAGCUCUGAAAUCCUAAAAGGAGAGGUGAGGAAAAUCGAAGGGACUGGAAUCGUAGUGGAUCCAAAGAAUCCAGCUAAACUGGGAAUAAGUUAUUCCUAUGUCCUCCCGUACUCUCCGUACUGGAUCCUGUCCACCGACUACGUGAACUUCGCCCUGGUGUACUCCUGCACAGACGUCCUCAGGCUCUUCCACGUGGACUUUGCCUGGAUCCUGGGCCGGACCCGGAGCCUGCCGGACUCCACCAUUGAGAGGGCCCUGAACGUCUUCGCCUACAACAACAUAGAUGUGACCAGAAUGACCCCCAGCAGGCAGCAGGACUGUGAUAAAACCCUCUGAGCGGCUGACGUUAUAGCUUGAUUUUUGAUGAUGGAUGUAAGCUUUGUCGUGUGAAACUAACUGAACAUUUAUAAAUGUUUGUUUUUAUAUUUAAACAUCAAUACACUGAUUAUAAAAUUCCA
Molecule: messenger RNA, 778 nt
Organism: Austrofundulus limnaeus
Lineage: Eukaryota; Metazoa; Chordata; Actinopteri; Cyprinodontiformes; Rivulidae
Gene: apoda.1
Product: apolipoprotein Da, duplicate 1
Exons: 5
Coding region: 78-656 (192 amino acids)
Biological process (GO): brain development; lipid metabolic process; tissue regeneration
Cellular component (GO): cytoplasm
Molecular function (GO): lipid binding
Source: RefSeq, a predicted model, not a curated record